UUAUUUACAAUUACCAAUCGAACUUAAAGUUUCAUAAUAAUUAUAUAUUUCUUUAAGGAUAUUACAAUAUAAAGUAAUAAAAUGUUUGGUUAACAAGAAAAUAAAUAUCUAAUAUAAUGACUGACUUCGAUAUAUGCAGGAUAUGUUUAAACACACAAGCAAAAUGUUACAAAUUCGAUCAAUUUCGACUCAAGGAUUACUACGAGGAAAUUUUAGGGUUCAAAGCGAAUCCACUAGACAAUCUCCCUCAUACAUUCUGUUACGAGUGCGCCACAAUGCUCUACAAGUAUCAUAAAUUCAAAGAGAAAUGCUAUCUCGGAUUGAACUUGCUCACAGAGCUACUGCGAGAAGGACCUAUCACACAUGACUCAGUACUCAAAAUAAAAGGAGGAUGCAAGCAUCUCCAGUCUCCACUACAAAUAGUUACAGUAUGCGCCAAACACGUUAGGACAUACUUCGUCAAAGAUAACAAUUGUACCACCACAAAAAAUCAAAUUGAAAAUGUAAAUGAGAAUGUUGCCACAGCGGAAAAAAUGUCUGAUGAUUGUGUCCGUAAUGAUCCUGAAUUUGAUCCAGUAGCUAAUGAUAUUGAUUCUCCUGAUAGUUAUAGACUUGAAAUCGAUGAAACAUCGGUUCCUGAAUUGGAUGAAAUAAAAGAAAACAAGCAGAUUGAUAUUAUUGUUGAAAAUUUAAACGUGGCACCAUCAUAUAGUCCAAAUGCGUUGUUCAUCGAUGAUAAAGAAGAAAUAAUAUGCAAUGAUACUUUCAUAGAUAUCAUAGAUCAUGAAGAAGUAAUAAGUAAAACAAGUCAUAAAAAGAAGAAAAAGGGACGAAAGAAAAAAGAGAUAGAAGUUAAACGGCAAACACGUCGUGAGACAAGGAAUAGUUCCAAAAACAAAAUCACAAUGAGCAAAAAAGAAAAUUCUUUUAAGGCUACUAAUAAGAAAAUGAAUAUCCUUGAAGGUAAAAAUUGGAAAAAAAUUACUUUAAGUGAGGAAGAAGCACAAAAGGAAUUCAAUGCCAGAUCAGAAGAUCGUAAAUACAUUGCAGCAGCUUUCAAGUGUACAGAUUGUUAUAAAGGCUUCUCAAAGGAUGAAAUGUUAAAUAGGCAUAGACAAUUAAGGCACAAUAAGUCGAUCCGGUUCGAGUGUCGUUUCUGCCAUAUGCACUUCUCAAUGGACUGCUAUUUGAGAAAGCACAUGCGGCAACACUACACCAAGUACGAAUGUCAACGGUGUCAACGCAUAUGCCCCCUGGAAACAACAGCUUUAUUACAUGAGGAGUUUCAUACUGGUGAUGUGAAGAAAUGUGAGCAUUGCAACAAAGAAUUUCGACACUUGUCGACGUAUUACACACACCUGCGCACGCACAGGAGCGAGCAUGUGUGCACUCUAUGCGGGGUGUCAUUCGUCAGUAUGGCGGGACUGCAUAUGCACAAGAAAGUCAAACAUGUCAACAAUGAGAUUGAGCGUUCAGAGGACGAGACGAACCAAGAGGAAGUGGACACGUAUUGCGAACGAUGCGACAUACGCUUCGAGACGCGGCGGGCGUACGACGAACACCUGUCGCAUUCCGUCUUACACGUGGACAACGCUGAAGAAUCGGACGUAAAUCAAGAAGUGACAGACGCGACACACAAAACCAAGUAUAGGAAACCAAUGCGCGCGAAAACUAAACCGACCACAUGCCGGCAAUGCGGCAAACACUUCGAGACGCAGGCGGCCUGCCUGAAGCACCAUCUAGCGGAGCAUCCGCGCACCGCGUUCACAACAGACAGAUACGUUUGUGAAAUAUGUGGGGUGUCGUUGGCGCCGGGCAGUAUAGCGGCGCACCAAAACAGACAUACGCGCCGUAAAUUAUACCCGUGCGACAUCUGUGGGCGCACGUUCAACGUCAGCGUCGUGCUCAAGAGGCAUAUGUUGGUGCAUACUGGAGAGAGGCCUAUAUCGUGCAACUUGUGCGACAAACGCUUCACGAGAACCCAGAGUAUGAAGCUGCACUAUCGCACUUACCAUCUGAAACAGCCCUAUCCGAAGCGAAAUAGAAGAAAAAAGAAAGAGGACCAACCAGAGGCGCCGGAUCCAGAUCUCAUGUAUCUUCUAGACUCUUCUAUAAACACAAGAUCAACACACAAACAUACUCCAAGUUUAUUAUAGUUAUCAUAAUGUUAUUGUAAUUGUUUCAAUUAAUAUAAUUGAAAAGUGGGAUAUGGCAGUGAAUUUACAGGGUACAGAGGAAUAACACCCGAGUCCUCAGGAAUGGCAACGCAUGGGGGGUAUCAUGGGCGAAACAGUAUACUCUGUUAUGUCCAUGGUACUGCUCAUGUCUAUAGGCGACAGUUGCCAUUUCGCAUCAGAUGGGCCAUCAGCUUCUUUGCCAUUCUAAGUUGUAUAAAAAAAAAAUAUAUUGUUUCCAUUUAAAUAAAAAAACUACGAAAUGAAAAUUUCCCAAGUUAGAAACCCUUUUAGUUGUUUUACAGGGAAUACUUUGACUGUAUUGUACGUCAUUUCUAUUUUAUUUUCGUUGUCAGUAUUCGUUAGUGUCGUGCUUUAGCUAAAAAUGAUCACUUGGGUGGUUACGUAGCAUUUAGAGCAAUACCUGUGUAUGAAAGCUAUUAAUUUUUUUUUUUAUAUAAUUUAUUUAAACUUAAUAAUAAUGGCUGUUAAUGAUCAAUUAAUGGCUGAUAUAAGUAUCAGCCAUUAAUCGAUCACUGUUGGGCAUAGGUCUCCCGAUAAGGGGGUUUGCCAGUAGAUGCCACGCUUGGCAGGCAGGUUGGCAACCGCAUUUAGACUUUGGUGAUGUAUAUUUGAAUUUAUUUAAAUAGCUAAUUUUUGUACAUGUAUUCGCAAUCGAUUUUUUUAUACAUAUGAACUAUAUACUACAUAAAUUAUUAUACAUUUUGUAUAAUUCAUAAUUAUAAUUAUUAAAAUAAUAAUUUUAAUAAUAAA
Molecule: messenger RNA, 2948 nt
Organism: Galleria mellonella (greater wax moth)
Lineage: Eukaryota; Metazoa; Arthropoda; Insecta; Lepidoptera; Pyralidae
Product: zinc finger protein 726-like
Exons: 12
Coding region: 117-2156 (679 amino acids)
Biological process (GO): regulation of transcription by RNA polymerase II
Cellular component (GO): nucleus
Molecular function (GO): DNA-binding transcription factor activity; RNA polymerase II cis-regulatory region sequence-specific DNA binding; zinc ion binding
Source: RefSeq, a predicted model, not a curated record